Molecule: messenger RNA, 555 nt
Organism: Emys orbicularis (European pond turtle)
Lineage: Eukaryota; Metazoa; Chordata; Testudines; Emydidae
Gene: GREM1
Product: gremlin 1, DAN family BMP antagonist
Exons: 1
Coding region: 1-555 (184 amino acids)
Biological process (GO): animal organ morphogenesis
Molecular function (GO): BMP binding; receptor ligand activity
Source: RefSeq, a predicted model, not a curated record
AUGAUCCGCACAGUGUAUGCUGUUGGUGGUCUGCUUCUUCUAGCUGGACUCCUGUUACCCACAGCAGAGGGGAGAAAGAAGAACCGUGGGUCUCAGGGAGCCAUCCCUCCUCCCGACAAAGAUCAGCCCAAUGAUUCAGAGCAGACACAGACAAAGCAGCAGCCAGGUUCAAGGCACAGAGACCGGGGAACUGGCACACCAAUGCCCGCCGAAGAGGUGCUGGAGUCUAGCCAGGAAGCAUUACACGUCACUGAACGCAAGUAUCUUAAGCGGGAUUGGUGUAAAACUCAGCCCCUCAAACAAACCAUCCAUGAAGAAGGCUGCAAUAGUCAUACUAUUAUCAACAGAUUCUGCUAUGGCCAGUGCAAUUCUUUCUACAUCCCAAGGCACGUCCGCAAAGAGGAAGGCUCUUUUCAGUCCUGUUCCUUCUGCAAACCUAAGAAGUUCACCACUAUGACAGUUACACUCAAUUGCCCUGAACUUCAGCCCCCUAGAAAGAAGAAGAGGAUCACACGAGUCAAGGAAUGUCGGUGUAUAUCCAUAGAUUUGGACUAG